This is a messenger RNA of Porites evermanni, 17522 nucleotides long. Lineage: Eukaryota; Metazoa; Cnidaria; Anthozoa; Scleractinia; Poritidae. The record is from the annotation of a GenBank genome assembly.
AUGAUAUCCCCUUCUGCUUUGAAUAUGUUCUCGCCUUCGUCCGCUAGUUCCGAAGACAUAGGAUCGUCGUCUUUAUUUCCUUCUCUGGACACGGGCGGCUUGUCAACAUCUGGUAUCACUUCCGAAGAGGUCGAAGAACAGCCAGAGGACGACGAAUCGGAAUAGUAAGUAGUGCGGUUACUCGAAACUAAUCACAGAGUGCACCUACAGUUGUAUAGCGCAGUGUCCGAGUCGGUAAACUAUUCCCUAGGCUAUCAGCUGUUUGAGGUAUAAAACGUCCCGUCGUCCAGCUGUUUUACCACCUAUCCCCCUUCCUUUUAAUAUUUAGUUUAGUCGUGUUUCAGUUGAUAAUCAGGCUUUCGUUACUCUUAGGGCACCCUCACUCUACAUAUACAACUCAAACAAGUACACGCGCAAAAUAACCAGUUUGAUACAUUUUCAUUUCAAACCCUUAUUAAACUUGAUAUCGAUUCAAAAGUCUUAUUUGAACAUUUUAGUCAAUGAAGAAUUUUAAAAUUGUACAAUAAUUAAUGCUAUGAAUAUAAUAAUCAUUUUAUCUUUUGUAGGAGAUUAAUUUUUGUUAUUACUACCAUUAUUAUUAACUUAAUUUUCUUUAUUUAUGUAGAUGUCUUGAAAGAUGGCUCCCCUAUUGCAAAACUAGAAAUUUUUUAAUAAAGUUUGAAUAAAGGUUGAACCUUUACUGGUCCUGCAAUGGGGGUGCCAUCAUGCAAGACAUUUAAGUAUUAAAUGAAUAAAAAUUAAGUUAAUAAUAAUAAUGAUGAUAAUAAUGAUAAUGAUAAUGAUAAUGAUAAUGAUAAUGAUAAUAAUAAUAAUAGUAAUAAAAUCUCCUACAAUAGAUAAAAAUAAAUAAAAAUACUUACAGCAUAUUUACUGACUCACUAAAAUACUCAAAUAAGAAAUUUUUGAAUCGAUCAGCGGACUUAAUGUUAACAAUUUCACGUGGUAACGCAUUCCAGUCCUUGACAGUUGUAUAGAAAUAGCUAUUCUUAUAUUUCUCAGUAUUUGAUUGCAAUUCAAUUAACUCGUUCUGGCUAGACUUCAUAAAUGUCUUCUUGGCUCCACAACUAUUAGACCCUUUCGGUCCGGUGAUAGUAGUACUUAACGAAACACCUUAUUCCAAUUGACGCUCUAAUAAGAAACAAGGAAGUCAUCAUAGGUCAAAUUGAACAAGUUCUUAAAACAUUGACAAAGACCAAGCCUCGUAUAACAGUUUUUAAUGAAGUGUGUGGCUCUCCUCUGUACACCCUUAAUUUGUUUGACAUGUUUUUUUUUUAACUGUUGUUUGCCAGAUAAAUCUGAGUGAUCUAUUGCUUUCAUGAAUUUGUUAUUUACAUGCUGUAUCCAAAAAAAAAAAUGUUUGCAUAUGUUAGUGAUUUGUUUUUCUGUUCUUAGUUGUGAUACAACUGAACCCUCUAAUGCAGAAUUAAUGGAAAAGACCCUUUUGGAUUUGUCAGAGGUAAUGAAAUGUAUAAGUCGCUUUUGUAUAUAUGUUGUAGGGCAAAUGAAAUUCAGUUUAAAAUGGUUUCACUAGUUUGAUUUUUAAUAGAUUAUUUCCUUUGUCUCCCAGCCCGAAAAUAAUUAAUGACCGUGAAUCAUAAAAAAAUAUUAGCAUAAGUAGGCAGACUCCAUAACUUCUUAGCUUUUUUGGUGUGCCUGCAGUUUUUCUUAGCUUAAUGCAUAGUAUCGCUCUCAGUGUCAUUCAGAGAUGCUUAAAUUUAAUUUCCUGGAUAAAGCAACUUUGGGUGUCCAUUUCUUUAAUUACUGAGUGCACUGAGUGUAGGCAAAGAUUUUGUUGAAAAAAAAAAAUCGAAAAAGUCUUGGUUGUGUUACUUCCCUUUAGGCCCAAACAGACUCAGCCAGAGAGAUUUUGCUCAUUUUUUUUUUUGUGAAUAUGUUUUGCAUGCCCUGAGUUGGUUUGAAGUGAACAUCCAUAUCUCUUGGUCUACAUGUAUUUUUGUUGCCUAGUACGUGAUCGAAAAGUCUACCCAAAAUAAAUUCUGAUGUUAUUUGAUUAAGAAUUUUGCUUUCCAGAAUUAAAGACAGUUGAAUCUGUCAAAAGUUUGUGGUAUUUUACAAAUUUGAUUGAAGACUAAUGGCAUCUAUUUGCUUGCUGUUUUUUUUAUGACAUCCACUUGGGUGAAUGUUUGUAGAGGUCAAAACACUGCUUAUCCUAACCAUGAUAUCCCCUGCUGCUUUGAAUAUGUUCUCGCCUUUGUCCACUACAUGUAGUUCUGAAGACAUACCCCGAGGGGGGUUACUUGGGUUAAUUUUUGCUGGGUAUGUGCCACUGGCCUCUCAGAACCCCUACCCCAUUAUAGUCUAUUCUGUGGCCAAAUAUAAACCCCAUCUUGACGAUCCCAAUUUAGUAACUUUCUGUUUUUGCAUCUACCUUAUAAAGCCUUUUAACUAGGCCAUCCUGAAGUGAAUUGAGACAUUGGCUAAACUUAAUGAAGUAAAAUCUUCCCAUUUUUAAAUCCCUAACUGCCUUAAUUUUCUGAUCCCCCAAACCCCGAAAAAAGUGCAAUCCCAUUCUAAUAACUCUAAUGAAAAUGCAGGCCCAUUAUAGUCAAUCCAGUUGUGAAAAUAUGACCCCACCCAGCGACACAUCCCCAUUAGCCUACAGGUUACUAGGAAACUUCACUUGUUUAUCAUUUUCUUUGUUUUCAUAACAUUUUUGGUUUGAUUGAGCAGGCUUUUUGUAAGGAAAUGUGGCAUUCGGCUUUGUUUGUGUACAAUAAUUAGCUGUAAUGUAAUUUGUUUUCCGUAACAGCGCAUUUUACUUCAGAAUGGAGGAAAGUUACAUGUUAAAGAUAUUGGUGAUGGAAUUGUUGAAAGUGGCCUUGUUCCCCCCAGGUUAGUGUUGAUUUUCUUUAAGGGUAACAUGGUUUGUAUAAUCUUGUAAAGGUCAUGGAAUUUUACGAGUGGUCUUGAAAAGUCCUUGAAUUCAGCUAAGGUCCUUGAAAAGUACUUGAUUUCUUUAUUAGGUCUUAAAGAGUCCUUGAAAUUCACUACCUUGUCUAUGCCAACCACCCCUUUCUGUAAAAUAAGAUUAUUUUGCUUUUCAAGGAAAAUUUGGCUCAUCCUUGGUGUAAGCCAAUAGGGUGAUCAAAAGGGGGUUAAAGAAUGGUGAUUUAUUACAUAAAUCUUAGUCCUUAAAAAUUGUAAUUUGUCCUUGAAAAAUCCUUGAAAGGCCCUUGAAAUUUUUUUUGGUCUGAAGUUGUAUGAACCAUGGGGUAAUAAUGUCUGCCUUAUUCAUGUAGCCUUUUUUCCACAUUUGAGUACCUCAAAAAUUAGACUACUCAGAAAUACAUGUCGGUCCAAUUUUUUUUGUAUUUCUAUGAAUUACCAGUAUACUGAAAAAUGAAUAUGUUAAUAUUUGCAUCAUUCAUUGGAUUUUUCUGAAAGGCUUUUAAAUUACUUCCUUAGAACUGAUAUGGCUCUCAUGACAGUUGUAAAUGAUUAAUCUCAGACAAUUAUGAUUCCUCCAUUUUCUUGACAAUUAUAAAUUACAACAACUUUUCCCAAGUAAAGUGAGUGUAAGAUUUUUGAUUGUAGUUUGCUUUGAUUAAAAAUUUUAGGUCAAAGGCGUUAAACAGUCUUGAAGCAAUUCUCUAUCGUGAGGUCAGUAGGUAUUUACUUAGAAGCCACAACAUAAAAAAGAAACAGGAUGUUCACAUGUACAUGUAUCUCAUUUUGACAAUAAUUGUUUUGUGUGACUACAGUGGAACCUCCAAAUGCAAGUUCCACCUCUUGUAAGCGACAACCUUUCAUAAACGAUCAACCAUCAAUCCAAACCACCGAACUUUUCCCGGUCAAAACCUCAUGGUUGGAACUUCUCAAACCACCUGUUGUAAGAGACUGGGACCUUGUUUCAGUGCUGAUGGUGUAAUAAUUUUCUAUAGCUUUUUACCCUUUUGUAAUUUACCACUUGACACAUGGUGGGAUCUCUAUGUUUGCUGCAUGUAUUAUGCUGCUUAGAGUAUAUGAAGAACUUCUAGCAACAACAUGGAACUAUACACAUAUUGCAACUUAAGAAUAUGCAUGCAUUGAUCUAUCUUCCAAGAAGUAGAUGUGUCCGGACCUCUCUUCGGAGGAGCCUCUCUGUAAUUCUACUCUUGUAAAUGAUCACCUCCUGUAGGUCUUCACAUUUUAAGUGGUUGCUUACAGGACUUUUGACUGUAUUAAAAUAACAUAACAUAACAUAAAAUAACAUACACUUUAUUAUGACUCCUCUAUACGGGGCUAUUCUAAAUAAUAUUCUAAAUAAUAGCUGAAGACAAGAAAAACAUGAAAAAAAAAUGGACCAAAAGCACUUAGUACUAACACUUACUUUUGACAAUUUUUUUGUAGACUUUUCGCGAAGGAUCCAGAUUUAAAAGAAUUGAUAAUCGUUUUGGAUGGUUUGCUUUGAUGGUGAGAACUUGAUGACUAUGAAUAAGUAGGUGUAUAUCCCCAUGUGCACUGUAAAGGAGCUGUUCCAUGAAAAAUAACCAAAUAAUAUGGUCACCAGAUUGAGUGAAAUAAGUAAACAAUAAUACCCACCCCAAACAGUGAGGCAACCUUUGAGUCUCUCAGCAAAUACAAUAAUUAUUAUUAUGGUAUACAUGUGGAUGGACAAGAUCAAAGGUAAUUAACAAUAUAUUGUAAUGGUAGUUUUUGAAAACUGUUCAACCUCAAUUUCUUUUUUUUGAGUCUUUUUUUUGGUAAUUUUCAAAGCAGGAGAUGUUGACAGACACAUUCUGGAGGUCACAAAUUAUUACAGGUCAUGGUUUCAUUGAUAGGUACAUGCACGUGUAAACUAAGCCAAACAGUUUCUCCUCAAUCAAAAACAGCAUUUUGGAUCAAUGGAUUUCAUUAGGGCUAGGAUAAACGUUUGGUCUGCAUUCUGAAUUGUGGAUCUUCUAAAAAACGUUUGCUGUUCAAAAUGACCCUCAGGAAAAAAAAAAAUGUUGGUUGUGAUGCUUCAUUUUGCCAUUUAGAAGUAAUAAAAAAAACUUUGGCUGUGAUUCAGAUUCAAAGUAUGACGUGGUCCUUUAAUCACACAGGAAGCUGACAUUGAUGAUGACGAAGAUGAUGAGUCCAUGGAUAAUGAAAACACUGAGGGAGAUGACCAGGUAUUGCCUGUGAAAUUUUUGUAUAAUCUCACAUGACCAAUUACUUGUUUCUUAGUCCUAGACCAUGUUAUGGCCAGUUAUCUGGCUCUCAAGUUUUAAAUCUGUGGACGAAAUCUUAUAGUGGUACCAUUCAAUGAAAUGUCUUUGGCGUGUAUACUAUAAUAUUAAAAUUCUUAGGGAAGCUUUCUUUGUCCAGUAAUAGAAACCUGUGAAAAGGUUUAUCCAGUUGAAUGGAAACAGCAUUGUCUACAUUGUAGUUGUCAAAGUCUUGGAAUGCAGGGUGCAAAGAAAGUCGGUUAUUUUUAAAGCUUAUUCUUUGGGCAAGCUGUAACUAUCAUGUUCUAGCCCAAGAGUCAUUUCAACUUGCCCAAAAAACUUUGAUGAACGGAUUGAUUACAGUUCUUCUAUAAUUUGGAGGGUGGUGUCCCACCCAGUUCUCCAAAUCCUCACCCCUUUUCAGACCAAAAAUGUCUUUUUCCACACCCUUUUUCAGACCUAGCCCAUAAGAAAUUAUGUCAUCAUUACUUAGAUUAGAACAGCAACAAAAAAAGAUUUCUUAAAAUCCAUUGCGGAUUUGCACAUUUCUCUUUUUUACUUACUUAUUUGGAACUGAAACGAUAAAUGUGUUCAUCCACUCCUGUAGUUCCCUCAAAAACCAUAUCCAAUUCCAGACCAAAAUGGUCAAAGUCUAUGCCCGUUUUCAGAGCAAAAUGGUGGAAGAACAAUACCCUUUCGGGCGGCACAUACCUAUAUGGCUUAUAUACAUUUAAGGGAGUACCCCCUCCCCUGACCGAGGUUUAGGUAGUAACCUUAUUUGUAACUAAUUUGCAUGUUGCAUAUUAAUGUCAUGACACCGUUUGACACCAUUUUGUUCUCUGUUGAUCACAUGCAGUCUGUUAGAGCUUCAGCAUCAAAACAUCCUAUUGACUACAAAAGGAAAUACCUUGGAAUAAAAAGGAUGGUGAAACAACUGGUGUUUGUAUGUAUUGUUUUUUAUUUCUCCUAUUUUUUUUGUUAAUCAACUUUUUAGUAACUUUAGUGAAAAAAAUAAACUUGUUUAAUUUGUACAAUACAUACAUGUAAACAAUAAUAGACAGCUAAUUUAUACACUAUUAUUACAGUACGCAGUGAAGUAAAAAGAAACCAAAAAAAAGCAAGCACAACAAAAAAAGAACGUUUUAAUACAUACUUUGUGUAUGGUGGGGACAGAAAAAUUAUGACUAUAGAGGAAAGUUUUACUGAAUAAAAUUAUUGUUUGAACCGCUUAAAAAGCAUUUUCAUUUGGAAUUAGGGAACGCAGUCACAUCAAGCUAAUGAGUCUAUUUUAACCUGAAUAAUUAACUUGGAUAUAAAUUUGGAUGUAAAUAUAGCUUUAUUUUGCAUUGUUUUGCAUGCAUAGUGGUACUAUUUUACAUACUUGUAUAACAGGAGAAGAUGCAAGUCCUUUAGCUGUUUGAGAAAAAUCUGUAGCGGAGUUUUCUCCUAUAUUUUGUCGGGUGAAUAGAGUGUGGGGUGUGGCUGGUUACAUGGUUACAUGAUGUAGUUCAUACACAAAUUCAUGGAAUGAGAAAGUUGUUCCUUAACAAUCUUCUUCCUUGUUGCACUCUUGUGGCAUCUAUAGUCAUUACAGAAUGCUUCACUGCUGCAUGACUAUGGCAGAGGUGCAAUUAUGCAGCAGUAUGAAAGCUGUGAAGCAUUCUGUAAUAAUGUGAAAAGGACAUACAUGUAAGCUUUUGUCUGGUAGACAAAACAAAAAUCUGUUUUGGGCUCAGUCAAGGAUAUGCAGUUAUAAAAAUUCUCAGGGACCCAGAAUAACUGAUGGCUUGCACGGCUUGCAUCUUUUGGGAUGCAACGAUUGAUCACGAUUAGCCUACGAGCAAGCUCUCCAGUGUGCUCUGGUAGUGGGGUGGGAAAAGGAAGGAGAGGUUGCAACUUCGUCUCUGGAAUUUGAAUUCCACCUCCAAUUCUUGCUUGCCUGUAACAAUUCUCGUGUAAAACAAUAGACUUAAUUAUUUUUGUAUACAUGUAUUUAAUUCAAUAUAAGAGUAUCUUAUCAAUUAGUCUCUUCAAUAGUACAAGAUGAUAAAUGAGUUUAAAUCGAUAAGUCAUUAAUGAUAUCAAUUAUUAGUCUACAAGCUAGUUAUUGGCAUAGCUUGCUGUAGUUCAACUAUGGCAAGUUAAGCCAUUUUCUCCACUUUUAAAAUGUAACAAAAUGUAACAUGCAUCCGGCAUGAAAGUGUCCCUAGGUGAAAAUGAAGAAAGAAGGUGCUAAAUAAAACUGAGAAAGGUGCUACAGUGUAAAUAAUUUAAUCAGUAAAUGCAUCUUGUGAUUGUAAUUUUGUCAUAGAUUGAGGGUGCGUGAUACAGUGGAUUUUGCUUACUUAGGAUUAACGGACAUUGUGUACUUACUUUUGUGCAGGAAAAUGGAGCUCUAAGUGAUGAAAUAGUACGAACUGAGACAAAGCUUCAACGGGCAAAAGCUGAGAGAAAGUAAUGUUUUACACUUUUAUAAUGUUUGUAGCAAUGUUAGAAAUGUGUUAGAGACAUUAAAGUUUGGAUCUUCCUGGUUCAUGCUUAUAGAAAUUACAUUGACUUAUAAAUGAUUAGUAGAAUUGAGUGGUAGAAUUCUUGACUUGUACAGAUACCAUGUAGUGAUUGUAUUAGAAUAUUUUUUUUAUGGCUGGACUUCUGCAAGUGGACAUAGUUAAGAAAAUCUUAUGUGCUGUAAGUUCUGAUUGGCUUCUGAAGGAACAAGAUGCUUGCAGGGUACAAUCCCCCUUCUAGCUUCCUCCACAAGAAAAAAGUCUUUUGGUCAUAACUAAAUUAUUAUAAAACCUUUAUUAUUCUAUCUUGUUUUAGUCAAGAUGGCAGGAUAUUGGUCUUGUUCUUGUUAUUUUUUUUCAUCUUUUUUAUAAUAAUGACCUUGGCUUGUACAUAGAGCUUCACCCUGUGAGAAGAACUUCCUUUUGUCUUCUUGCUGGAGUGAGGAGGAGAAAAUGGAAACUCUCUCUCUUUCUAAAUCGUUUCAAGUCUUUGAAGAUGCUAGUGCCUGAACUUCUGGACUUAUUAAUCUUGUUUUCUUUUGACAUAAUGUUUUUUAGUGAGCGUCCAUUAUUGGUAAACCAAUGGUCAUUACUGUGCCUGUUGUACCAAGUGCACAGCUAUUAGGCAUGGGGUCAAAACUAUUAUCCUAACAACAUGUAGCACAUGCUCAACUAAGAUCUUAUGAGAUUCAUGCAGAGUCUUUCUUUAGUACCACAAAAUCGAUGUCACUACAAUGUUGUGCUAAACAUCAUUGUUGCAAAUCAUCCUGUGUAAAAUAACAAUCGGCCAGAAAAUUAGUUGAGACAUGUACUUCAACCUAAAGGGACUUUCAGACAUUCUACUGACUUGAAAAGAGGAAAAUUAUAAAGCUUUUUCUCCCCCAUCCCCUCCAUGCAAUGUUGAGCCACUGUUUGAGCUACCUAUAGAAAAUAACAAACAUCCCAAUUUUGAAUGGAAGGGAGGGGGAGGGGUGUGGAUUCUUUUGUUCUCUGAAGUUACCCUAUUUGAGAACAAUGUCUCAAUAAUUUUGUCGCCAAUUGUAGGUUAUAGUGAAUGAAUACAUUUCUUUAGCGUCGUUGUAUGACUACGACAUGAAACUUCCUAAUUUCACGUGCCUGCUUUAUAAAGUAGAUGAACAAAACACAAUUUUGUUUUCUUUUUCUAAACUUAUUACAAAAUUAAUGCUCUCUCUUGCCUUUAAGGUUCAUUCUCAAGAGACUGUUUCAGUACCAAACAGCUGCAGAAGCAGGGGUUUUUCAGAUGCCUACCUAUGCUCUGUUCCCUCCAGAAAUUUUACCACCUGUUGUACUCCCCCCUCAUGUUAUGAACAAGGUUAAAGCUCCCAAGGUCAAGGUUAAGAGACCAGUGGCUAAGUCAAAGACGAGCAAAGAAGCUAAGGCUCCAACUGCAACAGCAGCGAAGGCUCAGAAGGCUGCAGCAGAUAUUACAGGUUGGUAGUGCUUUCAGUUGGUAACUUACAGUCAAGCCAGGUCAAGCGUACCCCCCAAAAUUCCAUUAAUGAAUUUAUUAUUCGAAAGUUGAGUCUGUUGGCAGUUGUAGAUUUCAGGUUCAUCUCUACAUUCUUGCAUGCAUAUGAAAUAUCUACCAGCUCAGUUUCCCUGAAUUUGAUGUAAAUGUCUUCUUUGAUGUAAUGUCUUCAAUCUGACCAAAUACAGGCAAGUUCUCAUAAAUUAUUCAGUGCUCAUUAUGCAUGCAGUAAUUCCGAUUUGAAUUUGACACCAGUUACGGGAACGACUAACGGAUUCAUUUUUCAAAUAAUCAAUUAAUUUAUAGAAUCUUGGGGGGUACUCUUGACCUGUUUUGACUGUAAAUCAAUGUAGGUACAGAACUGUUAAUUCAUGGAAGCCCAUGUGGCCGGCGCUUAACCUAAGAUCGACCCUAAGAUCAAAAUUUGUACUCUCAUUUGUUGCCCCUAUUGAUUUUCUUCAGAAGUAGUGGGGAGAAGUUGAUAAAAUAUCAAGUACAUUGUAAAUUCAUCUUGUGUGAUCAUGUUCGUAAUUCUCAUGACCACUCUGUUUUAUAAAGCAUUGAUAUUACAAGGAGAAAUUUGAUGCUGAUCACUCUUAGGGCUUAAAGGGUUAAAAGGUAAUGUUCCUAAAUGUUUUACAUUGGUAACUUGUAACGGUACUUACAUCUUAAACUGACAAACUUGAGGCAGACAGUGCACUCAUUUUACCCCCCUCUCUCCAUUAGUUCUCCACAUUGUGUAUUUAAAGUUACUGAAAAGCUACUUGCGCACAGAAAGGAAAGAAAUGAAAGCAAGGAUUUGAGUCACACCUGGAAAUCAAAAAAAUAAAGAAAGAAAAUGUAUUAGUGCCGGACUACUGGGCAGGACUUUUUUUCGAUGCCUACUUUGUAACUAUCCUAUAAUUCAAAAUUCAGGAAGAACUAAGAAUUAACCGCCGGAUGCCCGCUAAGCUUUUGGACCGCUUCACUGCUAAUCUCGUGGACUGCUUGACCACUAAGCAUGUGGACCACUUGACCGCUAAGCUUGUUGUGGUUAACUUAGUUAAAUUACAUGUAACCAAAUUAAAAAUGUAUGUUAAUACAGUCACUUUAAAAGCUCUUACAUCACAUUCUGAUGCUGAAUCAAUUACAUCCUCUUUUUUGUUAACUCUGUUGAAGCUAUAUAGUGUAAUGUGAAUGGUUAAUUUUUCUAUGGUAUAGUUAACCACCACAUUAUGUAUUGUUCAACAAUCAGAUUACAGUGACUAUUAAAGUUAUUGCAUUGUUUACAUCUUGAACGAAGACUGACUCUUUGUUUUGUGGCUAGGAGCUAAAGAUGUGGUGAACGAAAAACCAGUAAAACAAGAAAAGAAGAAACCUGCAAAACCAAAGAAGCCCAAAGCACAGCAGUCUGAAAGCUCUCAACCUGUGACUUCUGUCACUACUGAUGCUGCUCCUAAAAGUGCCGUAGCGACUGUACCGGGAAUUCCAUCUGUGAAACCAAAGAGAAAGAAACCAGGAACAGCUGUGAAGCGCAAAGUACAACCUAUUGCAGUGGAUCCCAAAGGUAAAACAAAAGGUUUUGUGUCAGUAUCAUUUAGGAAAGAUUGCAGGCCUUUUUAUGAGCUGCAUGGUUGUGUGUCCCCUGUAAGGGAAUCCAAUUCAGUCUGGGAUUUAGGAUUCCACGCCAUGGAUUCCGGAUUCCACAUUCCAGGUACUGGAUUCUGGCCUCUUUGUCAGUGGAACUUGGAUUCUGGAUUCCAGAUCCCUUGAGCUGUAUUCCAGAUUCCAAAGCCCAGGAUUUUGGAUUCCACAGGCAAAAUUUCAUGGAUUCCGGAUUCCAGAAUCCACAUUCCCUAACCUGGGGCCAAUCACUAAAACUGAUGAUGCGACAGCUAAGCUUAUAUACACUAGCCUGUGAACAGGCUCUCUUGUAGAGGAUGUAGAGAAGGCUAGAAAAGGGAAGAAGACAGAGAGGCAAAAGCAUCCUCCUUUGCCUCAGUUAAGGACUUUUAAGAGUUUAAGUUUGAGAGUUACCAUGAAACGUUGUUUAUUUUCAACCCCUUCAUAGAGAAUAGGGCUAUAAUCCUCCUCAAUAAAGCAACGAAUUAAAUAUUGUUCUUGUAGUUUUUUAAGGCAGUUUAAAAUCUUUGGGUUGGGGAGUGGGGGCACGGACUUGACAGCAUGUAAUGUAUUCUGAAGUGUGUUUCUAUUCUUACUCUGUGAUGAUGAUAUUAUUAAUUUUGUUGGUAGUACUCAUGGUUUUCUCUUAAACAGGUAAACCCAUUUUCCCAAUAGUUCUUGGAGGACUUACUGUUCACAGUCUUGGCGAGGUGAGUUAUGCUCUCCAUGUGGAAGUACUUAGUUUAAUAUUAGAGACCAUUAGAAUCUAAGACCAAAACGACUUUGAGAACGAGUUCGUAAACCCGCGUCAUUUUGGCGGGAAAACGCAAUAGCCGUCGUCAUUCUGCACGCGGUUUAGCUUGAAUGUCGCAGUGACGGAAAGAAGUUAUCAAAUGUCAGACUUUAAAAAGUAAAAAGCUAGCCCCCUCCCGAAUUGGAGGAAGUUAUUUUUAAACGCACAAUUGAAAAGACCACCUUUUUCCAUUUUACUUCGAAAGGCCCCACAGAUAAAAAACUCUUAUCCGCUGUUUUUGAACAAGUUAAAUCUCGUCCUCACUGUCGUCCUUAUCCUAGAAUCUAAAGGUCUCAGUUUUAAUUUUCAGUGACAGGGAAGUCAAAGAACUUUAAAUACGUAGUGUUUUUUUUUUAGUGUUAAAAGUUUUGGCUGAAAGGCAAAGAUAUCAGUUUAGCAUUGUGCCGAGGUUUGCUCUGUUUUAGCCAGUGGUAAAGCGAAAUUUUCUAAUACAGUGCCUUGUUUCUUUGGUUGGUUUGUAUGCGAUUUUGUUUCCUUUCUGCCAUUCUGAAUAGAAAAUAUCGAAAUGUUCUCUUAUUGGAUCAGCCAAUUAUAUUCUCUUGUAGCAGCUUUUGGAAAAAAAGUAUUCCUGUAGUGUUUCAUAUAGAUUGUGUACAGCGACGUGGUUUCUCUUCUGAGCGUUUUAGUUGACUUCUAGAGUGAGCCAGUUGUCUUCUUAAGUGCUGACAGGAAAUUCUCAUUACUUAUUAUCUGUUUCACAGAUUGUUCAUGAGCGACCUGGUUUCCAUUCUGAGCGUUACAUUUGGCCUAUUGGCUACUGUAGCUCCAGAAGUUAUCCUAGCAUGAAGAACCCUGAAGAUAAAUGCAUUUAUACCUGCAAAAUUCUAGAUGGAGGAUUUGGCCCUCAGGUAGGAAUUAGAAGAAGAGUUCUUACCAAAUUCAGGGGGUAUUUUGGGUAAUUUGUAAAGUUUCAAACACAUGAUACCGUUUUUAGACUUGUCAAAGCGCGAACUAUGACUUUGUUGGAGGCUUGAAAUUUUCCUAUAAUAUUGUCAGUCUUUCAAUUUUUACUACAAAAUAUUUUGUUCUAAUAAUAAGAGGAAAACGUUACAUCUGUUUCACUCUAUACAUGUGUUAGCGCCUGUUUUUGAGGUAGUGAUAACCUUUACAAGGCAACUGAAGUUUCACUCUGGUUUGCUACAAUUAAUAACCAUCGAGCCCUUCGCAAUUUGAAACCCCAGUUUGGCUGCCUUCAAUAUUUCCUUGUGGGUCGUAUCAUGGGUGUAAGCAGUGAGCAUGGUUAUUGUAGAGAUCCAGUUUAAAUUUUUUCUUCCACUGUUGCAUUAUAAAUUUCAUCUCAUGAAACCAUCAUCAUAAUUGCCUUGCAAUCAGCCUGAACUUGUAAAUUUGCUGUGUGAACCUGAAUAGAUGUCCAAGAGUUGUUUGGGAUUAUUGCACGGGCGAGUGUAUUAUACAUGCGCGAACUGUUCGUUUGCUUGCUCUUUGACUAAAAGGUUGGCUGUGUGUGUGUGUGUGUGUGUGUGUGGGAGGGGGGGGUGGGGGAGUAGGGGAGUCCAAACCUCCUGUGCCCCACCCCUUUUUUCUAGGCUUCCUCCCUUUAGCCCUCGAAUUGCGAAAUAUUAACCAUUGUUUCGUAUUUUUCCGUAUUUCUCCCAUUUCCUACCCUUCUAGACCUCCUACCUCCCGACUUUUCCUCUCCCACUUCCCAUACCCCUCCUGCCCCCCAUUAUCGCGGGCCUCCACCCACCUCCCCUGCCAUCCCUCACUGGAAGGGUUUGCUAACUCUCUAGCGGAUGAUCUAUUUUUGAUCUUCUUGUUGUGUGUUUUUCAAGUUUGAGAUGUGUCCCGAAGAUGACCCGGAUCACCCAAUCAUCGCUUCAUCCGCUACUGCUUGUCACUGUGUGGUACUCAAGGCGGUCAAUAAGGCCAGGUAAAUAACUUAUCUUAUCACAUUCAGGUGUCCUCUAAAAGGGUUUUCAGCUCAUAUCCUACAUAAUACGUGAAUGCAAAAUGUGAGCAACUCCUCUGAAACUUAUUCCCUUGAUUUAAGUUACCCAAUACUCGACCUGCUUCGAUCCCAAAAAUUGAAUUUUUAACUCUUCUACGUGUUGUUUUAAGGCUCUGCAACAAGUCGUCUAUCCGUGCGAGUCUUUUGGAUGGAAGAGAAAUUGUGCGAGCAGGCUCACUUGUGGCGAGUUCGGGGAAAAGCGAACUCUAGUGAGCCUGCUAGCAGGCGAUCGUCGUUUUGACGAAAUGCAAUAUCGAACGCAGGGUGCAAAGAAAGUCACUUUUACAGCUUAUCAUUUAGGCAAGCUGUAGCUAGAACGUAUUAGUCCAAGAGUCACUUUAACUAGCCUGAAAAAGGAUUGAUUACAGUUCAGGAGCAGGAUUGAUUACAGUUCUUCUGUAAUAUGAAUUCCCCAAAAAACUUUACCUGCCCAUCGGGCAAGUUGAGAACAGAAUUCACUAGCCCAGUAGAAAAAUCCACUGCACUAGCCCAGGGCUAUCGGACACCAGUUUCUUUGGACGCUGGAACGAAAACCGCAUCUUGUACACAGUUAGUCUAAGAAUAAUAUUUAUUCGAUAUUACCUGUUGUCAAUGGCUAUGUAUCUAAUAUGCAGUUUGUAUAGAUCUUACUGAAUAUUAAAAAAGAACUUUCUACUCCUUGUUUCCUCAAGGGUUCAGCUGUGAAGGGCUAUAAUAUGUUCCGUUUUUCUUCUAACAGAGGUAGGGAUGCAUCUAACACAGGUUCGGGUCCAGAGUUUUUUGGCUUUUCUCAUCCAACCAUACAGUACUUGAUUCAGAGCUUACCAGGGGCCAGAAAAUGCACUAAGUAUCAGUGGGUCAAAUUUGAGCUGCCGAAACCACAGAACAAGCAGAGCUCCGGUAAGUUUAUCUUUAAAAACUACACUUGUGGUUUGCUUCCAGUGAAAAAUUACAAAUAAUGGCUUCCCAUUUAAUCUUGUUACUGCAGGUUGCUGCUACGUUUUCUCUUGAGCUAAUAUGGAUCAUUUCAGAUUCUUUUUUAUGGUAGCACUCAUCAGUCUUAAAGCGUGAGAAAACAGCCGAAAUUUCGCGACGCUGGUUUCCCCGUGAAAUGCAUCUGAGAAACGAGCGCAGAAAUUCCAUACUGAUGACGCGUCACUACCCAGAUCUGGGUAGUGGUUCUGAUUGGUCAUGCCGCGUAGGAAAUUUGCUUCAACCAAUCAGAAGCACUACCCAGAUCUGGCUAGUGAAGGGUCAUCAGUGUGGAAUUUCUGUAGCCGUUGCUCAGACGUCAUUUCGCAGGGGAACCAGUCAGCUGUUUUCUCAGGCUAAUAGUCUUUAAAAGGUUUAACUUUUGAAUUUGUUUUCCUUGAUGUGGCUAAAACCUUUUUUGGGGUAGUUUUUCAUUGUACUAUUUGGUGCUUGAAGUAUUUUCAACUUGAAUUUCGUUUCUGUCUGGGUAUGGUGAGCUCCAAAGCGAGAUGUGACUGCACCUAUUUUAAAGUAAAACCCAUCAAUUGCAUGGAUAGUUAGAUUUUAUAUAUUUUGUUUUUUAUCGUCAAUACUUUUUAACGUGUAUUUAAGUUUUUGACACAAGUUUCGGUUAUACAAUUCAAAGAAACCCUAGACUGCUUCCGGUCGGCCUUUUAUCUUAAAAUCCGUCCAGUACUUAUCCCAGCCAGAGCGAUUGCAAACAACUACGUUACAGUAAGGAAUCUUUUAGGGCUUACGCUCUCGUUCAUCGCGGCUCACGUGUAUGGGUAACGCAUGGAGAUAUUCUGUACUGAGUAACUUUGCAAAGAAAAAUAAGAGACUUCUUGCACCAGCGGCCAUUGUUUUCAUUUUCGCUUCGGAUUUCGGACGACUGUAAUACUAGAGAGAAAUUAGAAACAACGGUGGUGCUAAACUGCAGGGUGAGGGGAACGGGGGAAGGUAAACAAGGUGUAUUGUGGGCGAUGCGAAUGCGAAAGACGAAAAGUAGGACGACUGUUAUACCCGAGAGAAAUUGUAAACAAUGAUGGUGCAAAACUUGGGGGUUGUGUAUUAUAGGUAAUGCGAAAAAUAAGAAUGGCGGGGUUCGUCUCCCCUCCCUCCACCUCCAUGUUUAGACCCUAAUCCUUAGUGCUUUUGCAGGUAAACAGUCCGGUACAACUACAGCCGAUCCUUCAGGAGUUGUGCAGGGAAUCCCAGCGACAGUAGACGAGGAUUCCAUCGCCAAUUUAGCUGAUGAAGAAGAUCACAUCACAGGAGCCAUGGCGACGUCCCAUUCGUCAGCUCCGAUAAAUCAUGAUGAAGAAAUGUUCAAAGGUAAUUAACAGUCAAGGUAAACGUUGUGAACUAANCGCCAAUUUAGCUGAUGAAGAAGAUCACAUCACAGGAGCCAUGGCGACGUCCCAUUCGUCAGCUCCGAUAAAUCAUGAUGAAGAAAUGUUCAAAGGUAAUUAACAGUCAAGGUAAACGUUGUGAACUAAUGCCAAUGCUUCGGAUCGAAGCCAUCAUUCGGUUCUAAGUGUGUUCAUGUCUUUUUGUCAUCAAUCUCGUCCCCAGGGCGUUUGUGUCGGUAAGUUAGUUUGCCAGUCAUUCAGUCAGUCAGUCAGUCAGUCAGUCAGUCAGUCAGUCAGUCAGUCAGUCAGUCAGUCAGUCAGUCAGUCAGUCAGUCAGUCAGUUAGUCAGUCAUUCAGUCAGUCAUUCAUUCAGUCAGUUAGUCAGCCAGUCAGUCAGUCAGUCAGUCAGUCGUUCUUUCAGUCAGUCAGUUAGUUAGUCAUUCAUUCAUUCAGUCAGUUUUUCAGUCAGGCAGUCUGUAUGUCUCUCUGUCAUUUUAGUCAGUCAGUCAGUCAUUCGUUCAGUCACUCAGUCUGUAUGUCUGUCUGUCAUGUUAGUCAGUCAUUCAGUCAGUUAGUGAGUAUGUCUGUCUUUCAUGUUAGUCAGUCAGUCAUUUAUUUGGCCAUUUGGAAGUAAUUUCUCAAGUUACAGAGUACUUGGGAAAGAGUUCUCAGAAAACUUUAAGGUAAGCCGAAAAUCAGGUCCCUGUAAAUUACCUGAAUAACUUUCUAGAGCCAAACUUUAAUUUGUAACUUUUUGUUGUCGUUUACAGAUUACGCCGAUAUGGGACCACUGACUCUUGCUUCUACCAUCACUCCCCUCUCGUCUCCAGGCCUCUGCAGUCCAAGUCCCAGCCCGCAGCUGGAUGGCUUAGAACCCGAUAAUGAAAUGGAUACAGGUAAGCGUCUGUUAUGUACAUAGCAUUUAAACGUGUUAGGGAAAAGGCCACCAUCUUUCAACAGUUCCAAGCAAAGGAAAAAAACUUGUUCGCCCUGUUUACACGACGUAGUUACGAAUCUGUGCUGCAUUAGUUACGUACGUCAACUAGGCAAAUAUAAAGAAGAAAAAAGAAACAUUGGUUAUUUGUAGCAUACAUACCUGAUUACUUAAUGACUUUCUCUUGUCGAUGUUGUUACUUUUUGAAAAGCUUGAAGUCAGCAAUCUUGACAGCGCUUGUCUUGGUCACCGGUCGAUGUUUUGACAGUGACUGACAAAACAUCGCAAGGAAAAAUGUUGCCACCGUUUUCAGACAAUCAUUGGAGCAACAACCUCAAAAAAUGAGGUUGCUGCAUGUUACUGCUUUGGUGAAAAAUAGGGUAUUAGCUGUUGUUAAUUGAUUCCAUGUCCUGUUGGAGCUGACCUGCGAUCAGGCGGUCCUUCUUGCCCCUUUCGCCCUCUCCCGCAAAAAAUGGCUGGUCGUAGGUUAGCUGAGAGCCAGAAGUGCAAACUGAAAUUGAUACAAGUUAAUCAUUGUGUAUGCAUACACACAGGGAUGAAUCCACUGAUGUCGUCGCCCUCUCGAUCAGCCUUCCCGACAUCUCUUUCGGACAUGCGUCUAUCGCCACCUCCUGCAGGCCAAGCAUCCUUUAUUCUUCAUCCUACAUCGCCACUUUUCGGGAAUAGUUCUGGUUUUCCUGAAACAGGAAUACCGGAAUCACCACCGAAAUAA